ACGUCAUCGUCUUCAUCAACGGCCCUGUAACUUUUCAGUUGAUAACUGAGAAACGGAUAAGAUUCCAUUAAAUGGAACUCUGUAACCACUUCAUCUCUAUAAAAAAUUCUCCACGUGUAUUCUCCUCAUCAAAACCCUUCACCACUCUAAAACCAAUAUUCUCUCUCCCCAACUCGUCCGACUCACACUCGCCUCAACUCGCUCUCUCCAAUUCUCUCCAAUCAGAAACCCUAAAAGCCCUAGAAUGGAGCGCUCUCUGCGAACGGCUCUCUGUAUUUACGUCGACUUCAAUGGGCCAAUCAACCGCCAGAAACGCAAACAUUCCCAUCGGAAAAAGCGUCCGGGAGAGCCGGGAGUUACUGAACCAGACCAGUGCUGGUUUAGCCGUGAUGGAAUCUGGACGGUUGGAUCUUUCGGGAAUUGAGGAUAUAACGGAGAUUGUGAAUUCUGCGGUUUCGGGGUUUUUGCUUACUGUUAACCAGCUGUGUGCUGUGAGGAGAACGUUAAGAGCUGCAAGGGCAGUUCUGGAAAGAUUAAAAGACGGUGGAGAUUGUUCAACGAGGUAUUAUCCUCUUCUUGAAAUACUGGAGAGCUGCAAUUUACAAGUAGAGUUGGAACAGAAAAUAGGAUUUUGCAUAGACUGCAAUCUUUCGAUAAUUCUAGAUAGAGCUAGUGAAGAUUUGGGGAUUAUUAGGUCCGAAAAGAAGAAAAACAUGGAGACUUUAGAAAACUUGUUGAAGGGGAUAUCAACUCGAAUUUUUCAGGCCGGAGGUAUUGACAGGCCUUUUGUAACUAAACGUCGUUCUAGGUUGUGUGUUGCAGUCAGGGCUACUUAUAGAUUUUUGAUUCCGGAUGGUGUAAUUCUAGAUGUUAGUGGUUCUGGUUUAACAUAUUUUAUGGAGCCUGGUGAGGCAAUGGAGUUGAAUAACCUUGAAGUCAUGCUGUCCAACUCUGAGAGAGCUGAGGAAAUUGCAAUUUUGAGUCUGCUUACUUCUGAAAUAGCAGAAUCAGAGAGAGACAUAAAGCAUUUAUUGGAUGCAUUUUUAGAAGUUGAUCUUGCUUUGGCUAGAGCUGCUUAUGCUCAACAGGUAAAUGGAGUUUGUCCAACAUUUACAUCAGAGGGUUAUGAAGAUAAACCUUUCAGUAAGGCAGAUUAUAAUACCUUAUCAAUAGAUAUUGAAGGUAUACGACAUCCAUUACUCGUUGGGUCAUCUCAACAAAAUUUGUCUGAUGUACUUGGGUCCAACUCUGGAAACCGAGCUGAAUUAGACGAUGAAGGUGAGGUAUUGGGUACUCAAAGCUUGUCACAAAGUUUAUCUGAAUUUCCAGUGCCGAUAAACAUUAAAGUGGAAUGUGGAACCAGAGUAGUUGUAAUAUCGGGGCCUAAUACUGGAGGGAAAACUGCGUCUAUGAAAACACUGGGCAUAGCAUCUCUUAUGUCAAAAGCUGGCUUAUUUUUGCCUGCAAGGAACACCCCAAAGAUUCCAUGGUUUGAUGUUGUUUUAGCAGAGAUUGGAGAUCAUCAGUCUCUGGAACAAAGUCUAUCCACUUUUAGUGGGCACAUAUCGCGCAUUUGUAAGAUCUUGGAAGUGACUUCAAAAGAGUCUCUUGUCCUCAUUGACGAAAUUUGCAGUGGAACUGAUCCUUCUGAAGGCGUGGCACUUUCAACCAGUAUCUUACAGUAUAUUAGAGAUCGUGUUAACUUAGCUGUAGUUACAACACAUUAUGCUGAUUUAAGUCACCUGAAAGAUAGCGAUAGUCGAUUCGAAAAUGCUGCCAUGGAAUUUUCUCUUGAAACUCUACAACCUACAUAUCAGGUUCUUUGGGGAAGGACUGGUAAUUCUAAUGCAUUAAGCAUAGCUAGGUCAAUUGGAUUUGAUAGUAACAUAAUCGAACAUGCGCAAAAAUGGGUGGAGAAGUUAAUGCCUGAAAAGGAAAAGCAGCGGAAAGGGUUUCUGUAUCAAUCCCUAAUGGAUGAAAGAAACAGAUUGGAAGCUCAGGCCAGAGAAGCUGCAUUGGUAUAUGCAGAAAUCAUGGAGCUCUACUAUGAGAUUCAAGCCGAGGCAGAAGAUCUUGAUAGACGUGUCCCGGCACUCAUGGCAAAAGAAACUCAACAGGUACAACAGGAACUAAAAGCUACAAAGUUUCAGAUAGAAACUGUGGUACAUAACUUCGAGAAUGAACUUAGAAAAGCCAGUCCAGAACAAUUUUACCCUUUGAUCAGGAAGUCAGAGUCCACAAUCGCAUCCAUUCUGGAAGCUCGCUUUCCUCCUGACCGUCUAGCAGCCAGUGAAGCAGAUUUUAGUUCAUACACACCACAGUUAGGAGAGAAAGUUUACUUGACGAGGUUGGGGAAUAAGGUAGCUACUGUAGUUGAAGCACCAGGAAAUGAUGAGACAAUCUUAGUCCAAUAUGGUAAAAUUAGAGUUCGUGUGAAAAAAAGUGAUAUUAGAUCCCUUAAAGGUAACAAAAGGAGAGAUGCAACUAAUUCAGUCCCACGAUUAAAAAGACAGGUAAGACAGGGACAGCAGAUCCAGUCAGAGGCUAACAAAGGUGAGGUCUCUUAUGGUCCUAGGAUCCAGACAACAAAAAAUACCGUGGAUCUACGUGGUAUGCGGGUGGAGGAAGCUGCUCUGCAGCUCGAUAUGGCCAUAUCUGCAAGAGAGCCUGAUUCUGUAAUCUUUAUUGUACAUGGAAUGGGUACUGGAGCGGUUAAGCAACGUGCACUGGAGAUACUAGGAAAGCAUCCACGCGUGGUCAUGUUUGAAGCUGAAAGUCCAAUGAAUUUUGGCUGUACAGUUGCUUAUAUCAAGUAAUUUCAUGUUCUGCUCCAUUCUCUAGGCUGCUGUGAUCAUUUAUCCAAAAGAGACUAUGAGGGCCGAGAUAUCCAUAUUGACAAGCGGCGCUAGGUGGGCACGCCAGUGGUAUACAUUGUGAGCUCCUACCAAGCUUGUCUAGACCACCAGGACAAGCGAAGGGGUAAACACCAAAUCCUGGCACGUCGCACCAGUAUUGAAGGCCACCAGAUCCUCCACAAUCACCAUGUUCUGGACAAUUUAUCGGUCUGCAAGUAAGCGACUCGACUAUUUUAAUAUUUUUCUGGUCAUUAUUGUCACCAUCUCUACCAUCAUUUCCUAAAUUAGGCCCUUUGCCCAACCAAGUAUUGGUACUGGUACCUCCACCAGAAUCACUUCCAUCAUCAGCAGGGAUAAACAUUCCAUCACUCCUGCGGGAUUCACAAUUGCAGCCACUAGAUCCAAUAUUAGCACUUUCAAACCCACCACUGCUUCCUCCUCCUGUACCAAGACUAAAACCACCACCACCACCACCAAAACCUGGAUUGCCAUUAGCACCUCCUCCAAAACCACCACCACCCAAAUUAAAUCCAGGAUGUCCAUUUCCAAAACUACCACUUCCACCCCAAUUAAAUCCAGAACGGCCAUCAUUACCUCCUCCAAAACUACCACUACCACCCAAAUUAAAUCCAGAACGACCAUCAUUACCUCCUGCAAAACUACCACUACCACCCAAACUAAAUCCCGAACGGCCAUCAUUACCUCCUGCAAAACUACCACUUCCACCCAAAUUAAACCCCGAAUGGCCAUCAUUACCUCCUCCAAAACUACCACUUCCACCUAAACUGAAUCCAGGCUGACCAUCAACACCUUCUCCAAAAGAACCACUUCCACCUAAACUGAAUCCAGGCUGACCAUCAGAGCCUCCAGUGCUACCACCUCCACUGAAUCCAAAUUGUGGAACAAAAUUGCCGCUACUAUCAGAACCAAAACCAAGGGAACCACCUAUAUUGCCUAGAAAGGGAACUGACCAUGUUCCUCCAAGUUGGAAGCCAAAAUUAUCAGGUUCAUAAACUCCUUGAUCCUUCUCAGAUAGGAUUCUGUGACCAGAACUCAGUCCCAAAUUUAAUGUAAAUAAGAACACCACGUGAACCCAUUUUACUAUGUCCAUUUUCUGGAUAGUUUUCAUGCUCUUUAUGGCUCCAAACAUGCAGAGACUGAGUUAUAUAGUGUGAGGUGCAUGGUCCUUGUGAAACGGGUUUUUUGUUUUGCCUGUAAUGGAGCCUCAAAAGAGGAUUGUUUUAUGCAGUGGUAUCUACUUGGAAUCUGGAGUCAUGGUGCUUGCAUGAGGAUUACAUUACUAAUUAUCGUUGCAGUAGCCCAAUAUCUCAUUCUAUUUUGUAACUUGCUAUUUAUUAUUUAUAUGAUUCAAUAACAAAUUAGAAUUAUGCUAUAAUAUUAUUUUUAAAUCAUAGAAUCUUCUUUUCAAAUUAA
Molecule: messenger RNA, 4289 nt
Organism: Mercurialis annua (annual mercury)
Lineage: Eukaryota; Viridiplantae; Streptophyta; Magnoliopsida; Malpighiales; Euphorbiaceae
Exons: 6
Coding region: 72-2816 (914 amino acids)
Biological process (GO): negative regulation of DNA recombination; mismatch repair
Molecular function (GO): mismatched DNA binding; ATP hydrolysis activity; endonuclease activity
Source: RefSeq, a predicted model, not a curated record